Messenger RNA from Monodelphis domestica (gray short-tailed opossum), 2568 nucleotides. RefSeq lists its product as uncharacterized. The record is from RefSeq and is a predicted model, not a curated record. Lineage: Eukaryota; Metazoa; Chordata; Mammalia; Didelphimorphia; Didelphidae.
GUCAGAACUGUGAAAAUAUAGACUAUGAGUGUUUCAGUGUUCCUUGGAAUAUAGUCUGUCAGAGGAAAAGGAAUUUUAGAACAUAGAGUAGAAUGUCAGAAAUGGAAGAAAUCCUAGGACGCAGAAUAUAAAAUUCUAUAAAUAUCUAAUCCAGGAAAGGGGGGAGAUGCAGUAGGAGGAGGCAAAGGGAGAGGAGGGGAGGGUGAAGAUGUGGGAGGAGGAAGAGAAGGAGGAGCUAUCAGCUGUGGCAGAGAGUGGAUGGUGGGUACUGCGCUGAGCAGACAAGUGUGAGACUGAGGCUGCCACAGCCUAAGCAGGUUGGGAAGAGAAGGAGGGCUUGAGGCCACAGCUGAAGUGGAACAGGAGGGAGAAGGGAGCCGGGGCCCAGGCUGAGUGCGCACAGUUGCGGCUGAAAAUGGAAGUCAUGGGUGGACAGGCCCCUGGGGGGCCUGGAGGUCUGGCAGCGGUAAAUAUGGGGCCUGAAGCCCUCAUCCUAGCAGUGGCAGUGGCUGGGGCUGGAGGAGGGCCGGGGCCUACGACAGCGGCCGGGAGUGGAUCAAGUCCAGAGUCCGAGACAUGGACAUGGACAUGGACAUGGAAGGGGGAGUGGUCAGGGCAGGAUAUAGCACUAGGCCCGACGUUGGCCGCUCUAUUGCUGCUGUACGCUGCAUUAUGGGCCAGUGUGGUAGAGCUGAGAUGGAGGGUCCUGGACCUUGCGCAGCAGCAGGAAGAAGAACCAGACCCAGAAGCAGGGGCAGAGGAAAGGGCAGAGACAAAGACAGAAGUAGACGCAGGGGCGGAAGCAAAGCAGGUGCAGGAGCAGGAGGCUAAACAGGAGUCAGAGCUCGAACACAAGCCAGAGGCAGUGCCCGAGAUGGAGAAGGAGCCAAAGGCAGAGCUGGAGGAGCUACGGGAGCCUUCGGGUGCUUGGGGCCCAAAGGAACCUGCAUCUUUAUGUGAGAUAGGGCCCUGGAUCAAUGGGCCUACGCCAAUGGUGUGCGCCUGCCCUAGGGAACUAGCAGGUUCAACGGUUGCUGUCCGCUCGGGUAUGGUGCUGAAAUUGACGCCAUUGUACGCAAGAUCAGGGGGUUUGCUGCUGUCUCACUCUCAGCAAGAGAUCCUAGAUCAGCGCAGCUUUCGAUUCCCGCGUCCUUUCGGAGUGGAUCUGGUCUGCUCGAACAGCUUCUGGAACAAUGGACCCUUCUUCCCUCGGCUUGGAGCCUUCCAAGAGCAUCUGCUUAACCUACUAGAGCAGGAGUCCUGCCAAGCCAGGACCAACAUCCUCAUCUUCCUGGACACCAAGGUCAUGAAAAAAUUCUACAAUCAGGUUUUCAAUGCCUACAAAAUGAAUGGAGAACCAAAAAUGAGUGGCCUACCACUCCAGCAGCUCUUUGAGAUCUUGCUGUCCUGUAAGAAGAUCACAAGUACCUAUAUUAAGAGGAACAUUGCUGUAACCAUAGAGGGGGAAGCUGCACAUUUGCUCAAUUUUGAUACAGGGUAUGAUGUGAAUCUUGGACUUCGGGGCCUGGAAUCAAAUGAAGAAAUAGUCACCAACAUGGCAACAAUGGAGAACUGUACAGAUGUUUUCCAGCCUCUGUCAACUAAUGCUAAACAACCCAGCGAAAUUGUUGAAGAAUUUAAAAAUGAUGGGUUGUUUGGUGAUCAUUUUGAGUGAACAGUUGCAAGGAGAAAAGGUCUUCCAUAUAUGGUAGACCUAUCUAGCCAGGAUAUUCUUGCAAAAGCCUCCAAAGUUAGUGAAAAUACUCCUAAUGAGCAAAUUGUGUUGUCAUGGUUUCAUGCCUUUAAAUGUAGAUCAAACAAAUCUGGUUAUAAAAUAUAGGAUUCCAAUGAACUGUCAGUUUCACACACUGGAAAAACACAAACAUACACACACACACCACUGUCAUGCUUAGUAUAAACUGGGUUACCAAGGAUAAAAAAAAUGCAGUACUUGAUGUCUUGUGAUUUCAUGAGAAAGAAUGAGGUACUAGAGCUCUGGUCCCCCCUUACUUGUAAAGAUAUCAUGGAAUGGCAGAGGAGGACACAGAAACACAGAAUUCACAGCUGGGAGAGACCCUGAACAUAGUACAAAGGAUGCCACAUUUAGGAGGGAUCUUAAAGAGGUUCCGUUAGAGGAGUCUGCAGUUAGCUUUAGUGUCUCUCUUCAAAUAUGUGCCAAAAUAAGGAAUGGAGACUGUACUUGUAUGUUGAUUCCUUUCAUUAAUGCACUAUGAAUCACCCCAUUAGAGAAAUGUUGAUUGUAUGUGAUCCUAUAUAUAAUGCCCAUCUGUAGAGCAUAGUUAUUAAAGUGAUAUUAUUGUUUCUUAUAUAGUAAAUGAAUAUUGUUGGUCUUUUUUGUAUUGUAUUAAUGGAUAAGUUAAAUAAAUAUAUAAAACAGUAUGUAUGAAGUUGGUGGAAAAUUCUCUUGAAAAGAAAUGAAAUGAAAGAAUAGAAUUGAAAAGAAAUGUUAACUUAAUUAGACAAAUGUAUCUUAUCGACAUUUUUAUCUUCCCCUCAUUAAAUAUGGUGUCCUAGCCUUAAUAAAAAGCAAAAGAAUUGUUUAUUGAA